CCCGCCGCCGCUCCCCGCCGCCGCCGCUCCCCGCCGCCGCCGCCGCGCUGCAGGACUGGCUAUGGCCACCGCCACUUCCGGGUUCCGUCACUUCAUUCUCCCGCCGAUCGGCGCCGCGAAACUGAGCCGCUUCUAUAAGGCAGCCCGCAGCCAACCUGCCAGCGCUUACUGACACUCACUCAUCUCAGAGAGAGAGGGAGAGAGGGAGGCAAAAUACCCACCGGCAGGAGGAGGAAAAAAAAAAAAAAAAAAGAAAAAAAAAAGAGAGAGAGAGAGAGGAGAGGGGGAAGUCUCCGGGCUUUGCAAACUAUUCGAUUUUUUUUUUCUUCGCAUCUUUCCCCACCCCCCUUCACAGUACUCAAAAAAAAAAAAAAAAAAAAAAAAAAAAAAAAAAAAAAGACCCUCUAGCGAUCCUAAAAGGCAAAACCUGAGCGCGGAGUUACUGGAAGAAGGAACCGGGGUUAAAAAGAUUCCUCCUCUCUUCUUCAUCAUCAUCAACCAUCAUUCAUUCACUACCUUGACAUUCCCUGGCUUUGAUUGACAGCUGGAGUGGCAAAAAGCCAUGAGACACGACAGUUUGGUUACAUGUGGGUUGCUGACGGGCCGAUCGUAACCUUCAGUUUGGGGGCUUGACAAUUUUUUUUUUUUUUUUUUUUUGCAUAGAGAAAGAAAAAAGGAAAAAGAGACAGAAAGAGAAAAAGGAAAGAGAAAGAGACAGAAAAAAAGAGAAGAAAUACACAGAAACUCAUCGUGGUUCCUGACUGUUUUUUAUAUAUUAUUGUUGUUGUUGUUGUUGUUGUUAUUAUUUACCCAUAUUGGAGGACAGGAGAAGUCUAUAAGUGGGUUGCAAAAAAAAAAAAAAAAAAAAAAAAGGAAUCUUCUUCACUCUAAAUCACUUUCUUUGCUGGACUGGGAUAUUAAAUAUACGACACAUCCAGGAGUUUAUUGGAGCGCAGACUGAUGGCGCAAAGGUACGAUGAGCUGCCCCACUACGGCGGGAUGGAUGGAGUAGGGGUGCCGGCGUCCAUGUACGGGGACCCCCACGCCCCCCGGCCGAUUCCCCCGGUGCACCACCUCAACCAUGGCCCGCCGCUGCACGCCGGCCAGCACUACGGGGCCCACGCCCCGCACCCCAAUGUCAUGCCGGCCAGCAUGGGCUCCGCUGUCAACGACGCCCUGAAGCGGGACAAGGAUGCGAUCUACGGGCACCCGUUGUUCCCCCUCUUAGCUCUGGUCUUUGAGAAGUGCGAGCUGGCGACCUGCACGCCCCGGGAGCCCGGCGUGGCCGGCGGGGACGUCUGCUCCUCCGACUCCUUCAACGAGGACAUCGCCGUCUUCGCCAAACAGGUCCGCGCUGAAAAACCACUUUUUUCUUCAAACCCAGAGUUGGACAAUUUGAUGAUCCAAGCAAUACAAGUACUAAGGUUUCACCUUUUGGAGUUAGAAAAGGUUCAUGAAUUGUGCGAUAACUUCUGCCAUCGGUACAUUAGUUGUUUGAAAGGAAAAAUGCCAAUAGACCUCGUUAUUGAUGAAAGGGAUGGCAGCUCCAAAUCAGACCACGAAGAACUCUCAGGAUCUUCCACAAAUUUAGCCGACCAUAAUCCUUCAUCUUGGAGAGACCACGAUGAUGCAACCUCAACGCACUCGGCAGGCACACCGGGGCCCUCCAGUGGGGGCCAUGCUUCCCAGAGUGGAGACAACAGCAGUGAGCAAGGGGACGGUUUAGACAACAGUGUAGCCUCACCUGGUACAGGGGAUGAUGAUGACCCAGACAAGGACAAAAAGCGACAGAAGAAAAGAGGCAUUUUCCCCAAAGUAGCAACAAAUAUCAUGAGAGCGUGGCUUUUCCAGCAUCUCACACAUCCAUAUCCUUCAGAGGAGCAGAAGAAACAGUUAGCCCAAGACACAGGACUUACAAUUCUACAAGUAAACAACUGGUUUAUUAAUGCCAGAAGAAGAAUAGUACAGCCUAUGAUUGACCAGUCAAAUCGAGCAGGCAAGUUCCAAGUAGUAUCUGUAUUCAAGUCCCACAGGCGCAAAUCCUCAUCAAGUUAUUCUUCAGGAGUCCCAUCACCUGUGAGCCAAGGAGCAGCAUAUAGUCCAGAGGGUCAGCCGAUGGGAAGCUUUGUAUUGGAUGGUCAGCAGCACAUGGGAAUCCGGCCUGCAGGACCUAUGAGUGGAAUGGGCAUGAAUAUGGGCAUGGAUGGGCAGUGGCACUACAUGUAACCUUCAUCUUGUAAACCAAUCGCAAAGCAAGGGGGAAGUUUGCAAGGCAUGCCAGGGGACUACGUAUCUCAGGGUGGUCCUAUGGGUAUGAGUAUGGCACAGCCAAGUUACACUCCUCCCCAGAUGACCCCACACCCUUCUCAGUUAAGACAUGGACCCCCAAUCCAUUCAUUUUUGCCAAGUCACCCCCAUCACCCAGCCAUGAUGAUGCACGGAGGACCCCCUACCCACCCUGGAAUGACCAUGUCAGCACAGAGCCCCACAAUGUUAAAUUCUGUAGACCCCAGUGUUGGUGGACAGGUUAUGGACAUUCAUGCCCAAUAGUAUAAGGGAACUCAAGGGAAAAACAAAACAAAAACUAUUUUAAGACUUUUGAACUUUGACCAGAUGUUGACACUUAAUACGAAAUUCCAGACAGCUGUGAUUAUUUUUUACUUUUUGUCAUUUUUCAUCAACAACAGAGGACCAACGAAACAAGAACACAAAUGUGAAAUCAUGGGCUCACUGAAAUGAAUAUGUCCAUGUACAGAUCCUCUGGAAAAAAAAAAAAAAGACUCCAAGAGUUAUAACUACUGUAGUAUAAACAUAGGAACUAAGUUAACUUGUACAUUUCUGUUGAUCACUCCGUUACGUUGCCUCAAAUAGUUUUAGAAGAAAAAAAAAAAAAAUCCUUGUUUUCCACACUAUGUGUGUUGUUCCCAAAAGAAUGACUGUUUUGGUUCAGCAGUGAAGUCACUAUCCAUGAAAGACCUGUUUUGGCCAGUGAGAAAAGAACUACCCUGGAGAUGAAGACGAAAAGUCUUGCUGGGUCUCUCAUCACUCAGAAGACUGUUCCAAGAAGGCCUUGCCAUUCCCUCGUUUUGUUCCUUCAUAAAAUGUGUCCUUUAGUUUCAAACAGAUCUUUAUAGUUUGUGCUUCAUUAAGUCUCUCCCCAUUCCUCCCCAGUUUUGUGGUUUUUUUUUUUUUUUUUUUUUUUGGACUCUUCUUCAAAGAGCUUGCAGGUGAAGAUUUAAAA
This is a messenger RNA of Cygnus olor (mute swan), 3241 nucleotides long. RefSeq names its product Meis homeobox 2 (gene MEIS2). The record is from RefSeq and is a predicted model, not a curated record. The coding region runs from base 961 to 2226 and encodes 421 amino acids. The transcript is spliced from 13 exons. Lineage: Eukaryota; Metazoa; Chordata; Aves; Anseriformes; Anatidae. Gene Ontology annotation, biological process: brain development; positive regulation of cell population proliferation; embryonic pattern specification. Gene Ontology annotation, molecular function: RNA polymerase II cis-regulatory region sequence-specific DNA binding; DNA-binding transcription activator activity, RNA polymerase II-specific.